CCAACACAGUACAUACAAGCUUAGAUACUUCAAAAUGAAAUUUGUUUUCGCCGUUUUGUUCGUCGUUGCUGUAAUGGCUGAAAAUAAGGCACUUGCUCAAGGACAAGGUCAGGCUGGAGGACAAAUGGGAGGAUCCGGUGGAGGACAAAUGGGAGGAAGCGGGGGAAUGGAUGCCACAGGAAGCAUGGGAGGAAGCAUGGGAGGAAGCAUGGGUGGAAGCAUGGGUGGAAGUGCGGGAGGAAGUGCGGGAGGAAUAGGAGGAAAAUAA
This is a messenger RNA of Anoplophora glabripennis (Asian longhorned beetle), 268 nucleotides long. RefSeq names its product merozoite surface antigen 2, allelic form 2-like. The record is from RefSeq and is a predicted model, not a curated record. Lineage: Eukaryota; Metazoa; Arthropoda; Insecta; Coleoptera; Cerambycidae. Bases 35 to 268 code for a protein of 77 amino acids. The transcript has 2 exons.